GAAUGGUAUGUUGACGAUUUAGAGGUUGUGUAACACUUGGAAAUGAAAAGAAGUGUUCCAAUAUUGUUAAAAGAGAACGACAGCGAAGACGAUGAAAUAUGGGACUACAAAUGUCUCAAGCGAGAAAAGCGCGAUCCUAAAUCGCAAUCUCGAGUUUCUGGUCGCACUGCUAAUGGACUUUUAAGCAGUGCUAACAAAAGGCUUAAUAAGAAAACACGUGAAAAGAAGAUGACAGAUUCACAGAAACAGCUAAACGAAAAUAUUAAAAAAGAAGGAAGCAAAAAUAAACAUGCCGCCAAACUUUCUCAGAAGAAUGAAAAAACGCCUUCAAAACCCUGUCGUCCAGAUCUGCUUGAGGGAUUUUGUCCUCAUUGUCAAGUUCCAUACACUGCUCUUAGCUUUAAAUCCCCGACAUGGCAUGUCAACGAAUGUCUGGACAAAGAUAUGUCGAACAUCGAAUGUCCAGCUGGUAUUUUGUGUGAUAACACCAUACCAAGUCACUACUGGAAGUUUUCUCAUCGGACACUGGCACAGUUACGGGGAAGUGGUCAAAAGACCGACACAUCUUCAAUCUUGUCUCAUCAAAAAGAUGAACAGUAUACAUCUCAGGUGAAAAUCAACUUAUUUGAUGACGAUCAGCCAGGACAUUCAAGAAAUCUCAACAAUAAAAAGAAAACUUGUGAUGUCAACACAAUCAACUCGGACGAUGAAUUAUGCAAAAAGAAAGAAACAGUGACUGCAGUUUCUAAUAACCAAGAGAUCAGUGAUGAUAUUAGUGUGAGUAACGAAGACAUCAGUGAAUCACAAGAGGAAAUAGAAAAAGAUCUGGACGAAAUGCUGGCUGAUGCUUUUGAUGUGGAUUCAACUGAUUCUACAUAUCUGAUUUCUUCAUCUGUUUCUAAGUUAAAAGAUGAAAAGAAAAUGUCCAAUGAAAAUAGUACUUUAGUCAUUAUUAAGGAAACCUUUGGGAUUCAGUUAGAUGAAGGAGUUAGCUAUAGCCCUCUGUCUAGUCCUAGAGGGAAAAGUCCCUCUUCCACAAAAUCUUUUUCUCAAGGAAGCUUGGAUAAUUUCAUGAAGAGUGAUUGGGAAAGGAACCCAUCAACAACUUUAUCAGCACAAGAACUUUUGCCUUUCAAAACACCAACCAAGUCUGGGUCUUCAUCUGCAAGGAAAAGUUCUAACAAGAAAUCUGCUAGCAGCACCAAGAAAACUUCUGACUUAGAGUCUCCAAGAAUGACAUCUUCAAGUAAAAAGGCAAGGAAAAGUACGAGUAAGAAAAAAUCUGGGAAUGAUCUGCUAGAAACUGGUGAAUCUACAGUGGGAAAGUCGCCAGGACCCGAUCAACCGUCUGUGAAAUCUUUUUUCAAAUGUUUGAAUGCGAAAAAGGUCCUGUUUGAAAAAUCUGGUGAGAACACUAGUGCCGCGAAAGAGGUUUCACCUUGUUUACUUCAAAACAAUAGUUGUGUACAAGUGACAUCAGUAAACAACAUGAAGGAAUCUGAUCUGGAUAACAACGGAUCUGUUUGUGAAGGUGUUACACCACUAGUUGUGAUACAAAAAGAUUCAGAUAAUGGAUUUCAGGAUACGUCCUCGGGGUCCAACCAAAACAGAUCUAUGAGAAGUGAGACAAGGUACGAUAAAGAUUCUGUUGAUCUGAGUCGGGUAAAGGAAGAAACAUCUGGAUCCAGCACUCUCAGACAGAAACAUGUUGCAAAAGAAAACACAGACAAAUCUCCGACAAAUUCAUCUAAAAGCAAAAAUGCUUUCAGCGUUUUAAUGGACAAAACCAAAUCGCAGAGUACAAAUUUAAGGCACAGUACAACUUCUCAAAGUCAGAGUGUCCCCGGUAAAGUGGACGCUAUGGCAAUACUGAUGAAAGCCAAGCAGUCGGGCCCGAACAGAAAUGAUAAAACAUCUGUACCUGUACAGUCAACGUCAACCGGCGCUAACACCGGGGAGAGUGAUAAUCUGAACAUUCCUGAACCAGAAAAGAAACAGUGGGGCGGACAACGGCAGUGUCCUUUUUACAAGAAAAUGCCAGGUACUGGAAUUACUGUGGAUGCAUUCAGCUUCGGAACGAUACCGGAUUGUUCAGCUUACUUCCUGUCGCACUUCCACUACGAUCACUACAGGGGCCUUACAAAGAAGUUCAAACAUCCGAUCUACUGUAGUAAGAUAACGGCUAACCUGGUAGAGAGGAGAAUAAAGGUAGACAGACAAUACCUCCACACCCUCCCAAUGGCCACACCCACUGUUGUAGAAGGUGUAGAGGUCACACUGUUGGAGGCAAACCAUUGUCCGGGGUCUGUGCUGUUCCUCUUUAAGCUGAAGGGAGGAAGAAAUUAUCUCCACACAGGAGAUUUCCGUGCCUGUACAGAAAUGGAGAGUUAUCCGGCCCUGACUGGUAUUCACGUCCACCAGCUCUAUCUCGACACUACUUACUGUGAUCCCUCCCAUACCUUCCCUCCCCAACAAGAAGUCAUCGACUUUGCUGUGUCAACGGUUAAUAAGAAGCUGAAAGAAAACACCAAGACACUCAUUAUCUGUGGCAGCUACACCAUCGGGAAGGAGAGAAUCUUUAUGGCUAUAGCUAAGGCGUUGGACAGUAAGAUGUGUUACUUCUAUUACACAACUAUAGCUAAGGUGUUGUUGGACAGUAAGAUGUGUUACUUUUAUUACACAGCUAUAGCUAAGGUGUUGGACAGUAAGAUGUGUUACUUUUAUUACACAGCUAUAGCUAAGGUGUUGGACAGUAAGAUGUGUUACUUUUAUUACACAGCUAUAGCUAAGGUGUUGGACAGUAAGAUGUGUUACUUUUAUUACACAGCUAUAGCUAAGGUGUUGGACAGUAAGAUGUGUUACUUUUAUUACACAGCUAUAGCUAAGGUGUUGGACAGUAAGAUGUGUUACUUUUAUUACACAGCUAUAGCUAAGGUGUUGGACAGUAAGAUGUGUUACUUUUAUUACACAGCUAUAGCUAAGGUGUUGGACAGUAAGAUGUGUUACUUUUAUUACACAGCUAUAGCUAAGGUGUUGGACAGUAAGAUGUGUUACUUUUAUUACACAGCUAUAGCUAAGGUGUUGGACAGUAAGAUGUGUUACUUUUAUUACACAGCUAUAGCUAAGGUGUUGGACAGUAAGAUGUGUUACUUUUAUUACACAGCUAUAGCUAAGGUGUUGGACAGUAAGAUGUGUUACUUUUAUUACACAGCUAUAGCUAAGGUGUUGGACAGUAAGAUGUGUUACUUUUAUUACACAGCUAUAGCUAAGGUGUUGUACAGUAAGAUGUGUUACUUUUAUUACACAGCUAUAGCUAAGGCGUUGGACAGUAAGAUGUGUUACUUUUAUUACACAGCUAUAGCUAAGGUGUUGGACAGUAAGAUGUGUUACUUUUAUUACACAGCUAUAGCUAAGGUGUUGGACAGUAAGAUGUGUUACUUUUAUUACACAGCUAUAGCUAAGGUGUUGGACAGUAAGAUGUGUUACUUUUAUUACACAGCUAUAGCUAAGGUGUUGGACAGUAAGAUGUGUUACUUUUAUUACACAGCUAUAGCUAAGGUGUUGGACAGUAAGAUGUGUUACUUUUAUUACACAGCUAUAGCUAAGGUGUUGGACAGUAAGAUGUGUUACUUUUAUUACACAGCUAUAGCUAAGGUGUUGGACAGUAAGAUGUGUUACUUUUAUUACACAGCUAUAGCUAAGGUGUUGGACAGUAAGAUGUGUUACUUUUAUUACACAGCUAUAGCUAAGGUGUUGGACAGUAAGAUGUGUUACUUUUAUUACACAGCUAUAGCUAAGGUGUUGGACAGUAAGAUGUGUUACUUUUAUUACACAGCUAUAGCUAAGGUGUUGGACAGUAAGAUGUGUUACUUUUAUUACACAGCUAUAGCUAAGGUGUUGGACAGUAAGAUGUGUUACUUUUAUUACACAGCUAUAGCUAAGGUGUUGGACAGUAAGAUGUGUUACUUUUAUUACACAGCUAUAGCUAAGGUGUUGGACAGUAAGAUGUGUUACUUUUAUUACACAGCUAUAGCUAAGGUGUUGGACAGUAAGAUGUGUUACUUUUAUUACACAGCUAUAGCUAAGGUGUUGGACAGUAAGAUGUGUUACUUUUAUUACACAGCUAUAGCUAAGGUGUUGGACAGUAAGAUGUGUUACUUUUAUUACACAGCUAUAGCUAAGGUGUUGGACAGUAAGAUGUGUUACUUUUAUUACACAGCUAUAGCUAAGGUGUUGGACAGUAAGAUGUGUUACUUUUAUUACACAGCUAUAGCUAAGGUGUUGGACAGUAAGAUGUGUUACUUUUAUUACACAGCUAUAGCUAAGGUGUUGGACAGUAAGAUGUGUUACUUUUAUUACACAGCUAUAGCUAAGGUGUUGGACAGUAAGAUGUGUUACUUUUAUUACACAGCUAUAGCUAAGGUGUUGGACAGUAAGAUGUGUUACUUUUAUUACACAGCUAUAGCUAAGGUGUUGGACAGUAAGAUGUGUUACUUUUAUUACACAGCUAUAGCUAAGGUGUUGGACAGUAAGAUGUGUUACUUUUAUUACACAGCUAUAGCUAAGGUGUUGGACAGUAAGAUGUGUUACUUUUAUUACACAGCUAUAGCUAAGGUGUUGGACAGUAAGAUGUGUUACUUUUAUUACACAGCUAUAGCUAAAGUGUUGGACAGUAAGAUGUGUUACUUUUAUUACACAGCUAUAGCUAAGGCGUUGGACAGUAAGAUGUGUUACUUUUAUUACACAGCUAUAGCUAAGGCGUUGAACAGUAAGAUCUGUGUGACACGAGAGAAGAAAGCGGUGCUGGAUUGUCUGGAGGACAGCACCCUUCAGGAGUCAAUCACCCUCAGUCCAAACGAAGCUAAAGUUCACGUGCUUCCGAUGGCCAAACUUAAUCAGAAGGCCCUGGCCGAUUACUUGGUGACACUGAAGAGGUAUACAGAGGUUCUAGCUUUUGAACCCACUGGUUGGACCCAUAGCAACAAGAUUACCUCCCUUGAUCAACUCAGGCCAAAGUUCAGCAGGAACGGUAUACACAUAUACGGCGUCCCCUACAGUGAGCACAGCAGUUACUUGGAGAUGAAGCGAUUUACUCAGCAUCUGAAACCAGACAAGAUCCUCCCGACAGUCAACAAUGGCAACUCUAGAGCCAGGUCAAAGAUGGAGGGGUUGUUUAACUCCUGGAUGGAAGAGUUACAGACAACCAACAGAAGUCAGAAUCUCAACGGGGCUAAACAGGGCACACUGAGCUCCUGGUCUUCCUAAAUAUGGAACAAUCAGAUGAGGAAUGAACUAAUGUUAAUAAUAUUUAUUAUUGAUUUUACCAUUACGGGUAUACCAUCUAUUGUAGACAAUGUGUAUCUACAAAUAUGCUACAUUUUGCACUUAAUAGCACUUCUGGGUUCACAGGAUUUAUUGCAUAAGUUCACGUGUGGAACCAGACAAAUUAUUGUGAUGUUGUCGGUAAUACCUGUGGGUUAUUAAUAAUACAUGUUGGAGGAGUUAUGCAAAUUUAUUGAUAUUAACACAGAUCUGUGAUGUCAGCGAUGGAUUAGAAUCUCUUUUUCAAAAGGUGCAUGUGUCUGGAGAUAAUGAUAUUUGUAUCUUGAAUCAAGUUCGAAUCAAUUUACAAUAAAAUAUUAAUGAUGUAGUUAGCUUACAUCAGUUGCACAACUCUUAUCAUCGAACUUGUCUAAAGUAAACAAUGCAUGGUUUUGUCUUGUUUAGUAUCGCACAUUAAAGGCAGAGCAUCCAAUCUGUGAACAAAUGCUGAAAACAAUAUUUACCAUAGCAUUUAGUUAUGUAU
Messenger RNA from Mizuhopecten yessoensis (Yesso scallop), 5806 nucleotides. Its product is annotated as DNA cross-link repair 1A protein-like. The record is from RefSeq and is a predicted model, not a curated record. Lineage: Eukaryota; Metazoa; Mollusca; Bivalvia; Pectinida; Pectinidae. Gene Ontology annotation, biological process: double-strand break repair via nonhomologous end joining; interstrand cross-link repair; protection from non-homologous end joining at telomere. The transcript has 10 exons. Gene Ontology annotation, molecular function: 5'-3' DNA exonuclease activity; damaged DNA binding. Bases 43 to 5265 code for a protein of 1740 amino acids.